GUGGGAGGAGAUGGGAAGGCAGUGCCGGGCCGGGGACCAGAAAGAGGCUGACGGCUUGGCCAGGUUGCCGCGGAAAGUUAGAAGACACCCCAGGGCACAGGAGAGGAGGACCAGGGUGACUGAGGUGAAGCCAUGUGGAGGCCGCUGAUCCUGCUGGCCCUGUGGCUGGGCACAGUGGGCGUGGGCAGGGCUGAGCUCACAGCCAUCCAGCACCAGGGCCUGCAGCUGGCCCUGGAGGAAUUCCACAAGCACCCGCGUGUGCAGUGGGCCUUCCAGAAGACCAGUAUGGACAGUGCCACAGAAACGUCCUUUCCGGCGGGGACAUUUGUGAGGCUGGAAUUCAAGCUCCAGCAGACAAGCUGUGGGAAGAAGGACUGGAGAAAAGCUGAGUGCAAAGUCAAGUCCAACGGGAGGAAGCGGAAAUGCCUGGUCUGCAUCAAGUUGGACCGGGAGUCUAAAGUCCUGGGCCGGAUGGUCCACUGCCCCAUAGAGGCGCAGGCUGAACGGGAGCCCGUGGAGCACCAGGAGGCCAAGUGCAGCAAGGUGGAGAGCAGUGGUGAGGACCCCCAAAGCUACUACUUCCCAGGGCAAUUCGCCUUCCUGAAGGCUGAUGGCUGACCGGCAGGUGGCCAGAAUGUCAUCUGGCUUUCUGGACAGCUGUGGGAGUGAGCCAGUGAAGCAACCCUCGCUGUGCCCUGGAGGAUGACCCCGUUCUCCCCACGCGAAUAAAACUGCUCUCAGAGCUGUGUUCUGUCCUC
Molecule: messenger RNA, 758 nt
Organism: Hipposideros armiger (great roundleaf bat)
Lineage: Eukaryota; Metazoa; Chordata; Mammalia; Chiroptera; Hipposideridae
Gene: RARRES2
Product: retinoic acid receptor responder 2
Exons: 6
Coding region: 133-618 (161 amino acids)
Biological process (GO): regulation of lipid catabolic process; innate immune response; positive regulation of chemotaxis
Cellular component (GO): extracellular matrix
Molecular function (GO): signaling receptor binding
Source: RefSeq, a predicted model, not a curated record